Toxoplasma gondii ME49 is the source of this 2453-nucleotide messenger RNA. It is a transcript of the gene ST1, whose product is annotated as sugar transporter ST1. The record is from RefSeq and is a predicted model, not a curated record. Gene Ontology annotation, molecular function: myo-inositol:proton symporter activity. Gene Ontology annotation, cellular component: membrane. Gene Ontology annotation, biological process: transmembrane transport. NCBI's taxonomy places the organism in Eukaryota, Apicomplexa, Conoidasida, Eucoccidiorida, Sarcocystidae. The transcript is spliced from 10 exons. Bases 648 to 2453 code for a protein of 601 amino acids.
UUGGUGUCUUCUGGCAUAACUGUUUUGCCCCGAAUUCUUUUUGAGGGCGGCGACACAGGAGAGGUACAUGUGGGCGUCUCCGUGGGCAACCGACACUCGGCAAAGGACGAGGAAACUGUCGGUGAUGCUCCAGAGUCUAUCGGUCGUUGAACGGCGGCACUUUGGAGUUUAGACAACUCCGUUUCGCGGGCACUCGUGGGCGUCUGUGUGCACCGGUUUCAGUGUGCCUUCCUGUCGGACUCUUCUUCUACCGUUUGUCGAUGCACAAGGUGAAGGCUGAGGCCGUGCUGGAGUUCUUCGGAUGGGUUGUCCGGCGAUUUGGUGCCAGGAAAUCCCCAACUGUGCUCUUCUUGUGCGUUGCCUCCGUGUCUGCACGACUUUUUUCGAGUUCGACUUUUUCAGGGUGUUGUCCAGACAUCCCACCCGGUCAGGCACUACGGGAGUGUCUUUGACGCACUCAAGACGUGAAUGUGCAUGAACCGCGAGGAAAGCGGACUGGAUCGCCCCGUUGUCUUCUUUCUCCAGAUGCUACCCAGCUUCUAGACACUCCUCGAAAUCGUGGGAACUGUCAAGUUUGUAGCCAUUUGGCUCCUCUCUUUUGCGUAAAAACGGGUGCUUGCUCGAGUUUCGCCACUUUCUCUGCGACGAUGACGCAGCCUGUCGCAGCUGGCGGGGAAGACGCGCGGCCUUCCGCUGCGUCUUCGCCGGGCUCCUCCAUGAACGUUUCUGUUGUUGAGAUGACUCCUGCUACCUCAGCUGUACCUGCAGCUGCCUUGAGUUCCUCCGAGUCACUGGCGUCAACACACAUUGACUUGCCAACAGGCAAGGAGCAGGCAGCGGGGUCUCCUCAGCCUCCUAAAAAACCGCAUCAGAUGGGGCUUUCUGCGGAUCCCGCUCAGCCGGGAAAGGGCAAAGAAGGGAGUCGGCAUAAGGUUCCGGACGUACGGCAGCCUCUCGGAGUUCGCUUCUUCGUCGCGGUCUUCACUGCCUGCCUCACGGGCCUCAUUGCUGGAUACGACCUCUGCUGCGUCUCGGUCGUUCUCAACCCCGUCCAACAAGCGUUCAAUCUCUGCGGAACUUCCUUCACAUGCGCUGACAAAAGCAUGUUUAUCGCGCUCUUCGCACCUGGAGCCGCGAUUGGAGGCCUCUGUGGAGGGCUGCUGGCUGAUGCGGUGGGCCGACGUGCAUCCCUCGUCCUCAGCGAUUUGCUCGUCGUCGUUGGAGGUUUCCUCAUCUCCAUGGGCGGCCUUUUUUCGCAUCUCUUGCUGGGGCGUUUUUUUCUCGGCUUGGCAACUGGUAUCGGUUUCGUCGUCAUCGCCACGUACAUCAGCGAAAUCGCACCUGAAUCGCUGCGGGGUGCGCUCGUUAGUUCGCAGGAAAUGCUGCAAGUGUGCGGUUGCCUCGGUGCGUAUGGCGCGGCUUGGGUCUUCGGAGCUUGGACGUGGCGGCCUCUGCUUGAAGUCAUUCCAAUCCUGGGCCUCAUGCAGGGGCUGUGUGUCGUCUUGUUUUUACCCGAAAGUCCGCGGUGGCUCGUCCAAAAAGGUUUGCUUUCUCAAGCUGAGAAGUCGCUUAUCAGAUUGGGCAUGCGCCGAGAGAAUGCAGCUCUUUCCGUGGUGAAUUUAAGGCGUCAGGUUGGCGAUCAGGCUCACCAGGGAGUUGGAGAAUAUCUACAGAAUGUCCGACGCGGCAUGUCGACCCACAAACGCGCUCUGGGGAUCGCCGUUGCAUGCGCAGUUGCACACCUCGCCACCGGGGGAAGCACGAUUCAGUAUUUUGCCGUUGACAUUUUCCAGUUCGCCGGCAUCUGCGACACCAGCGCCGCAGGAUUUCUUGUCGGCAUAGCGAAGAUGGCAGGCGUAGUUACGUGCGUGGGUCUUGUGGACGUCUGGGGACGAAGGAAACUUCUGUUCCUGGGAGUUGGCGGCAGCUGCCUUUGCCACGUUUUGUUGACGGUUGCCUUUGGCUUGCUCCAAGGCACACAUGGUCACCUGAGCGGACACUGCACAACUGAGGCGCUCACUGCAGGAUGGAAGCAUCUAGAGUCAGCGUCCUACCUUGUUUUGUCAGCUGUCUUUAGCUACAUCUUCUUCUGGAGCGCCGGAUGGGCGAGCUUGAUGCUCGUGCUGGCAAGUGAGGUGGUACCGACGUGUGUCCGCGGCGUUGGAGUUGGGCUGACGACCAUGACAAGCCAUUUGGGCGCAUUUUGUCUCCAGAUUGGUUUUGAGCCGCUGUUUGAAUUAGUCACUCACGCCGGAACGUUCCUGAUUUUCGUCGUGACGAGCCUGCUGUCGCUUCUGUUCACGGUUCUCACGGUCCCUGAGGCUAAAGGACGCUGUCUGGAGACACUGCACCGAGGAGAAGAUCCGGAAGCAGGUCAUGCCACUGGUGACACGAAGAAGAACGUACAACUGUCGAGUGGGGAGGGCGACAAGAAUAUGGCUAUUGCUCAGUAG